AACAGGAGCCAGUCUGGCGUGCGCAGAGCAUUGUGUAUUCGAGACGUCGUUAGGUGGUCGAGGACGCGGUGUCGGUCGCUUGAGCGGGCGUGCACCGGGUGGCUGUGUGUCGCGAAGACGAUCAAUAUGACAGCCAGCAAUGUCAAGUCAAAGUCGGUCAGCCAGCAGCAGAUCAGGCGCAAAGCAGGAGUGUGCAGGUCGUGUCAAGAGGAAAUGGCGUCCGGCAAUCUGUACGAGGCGGCAGCAGCGAUGGAGAACAGACCGUCCGGAGUACGUGCGCGCGUGCGGUUGCGGUCUGCAGCUUGCAGCCUUCCUUCCUGGCUCAGUGUGGAGAUCUGAACUCUUGGGAAUCCUCAAACCACAGAAGCCAAUUUUGCCAAUAUUAUCUGCUUCAAGCUCGGGAUUCUGUUUCGCCGCUACCUAUCAUCAACCAGUCUUUUUCUGCUUAUAUUAUCUCGUGAAUUUGCAUCUUCAGAGCUCGAUACUCGACGAGUUGCACCUCGAGACUCGAGUCUUCCCACUCGUCCAACUUCUCCUCACGAAGUCGUCAUGCACGCCAAGCGUCCGAGCGUUGCGCCUCCCACAGUCGACUGUCGUUCAUCUGAAGAACCGCUGCAAGUCGUCGAUUCGACUUUUUGUCUUGAAUAACGUCUUUGCGCACUCUACUGUCUGCUGCAAUAUGCGUUCACUGCUUGCUCUUGUUCGCUCGCGUGCUCUGAAAUCCACACAUCUGCACGCCCUGGUAUUGUUCUCUGUGUGUCAUCUUGAUAUUCGGUACAUCUGCCGCAUCGGUCUUCUCCGUGCCCGCAUGCACAGCACUCCGAGUACCAAACUUCAUUAACCCGCCAUCUUAUUCCAGCCCUGACUAUUUGACUUCUGUUGCUCUGAUCUAACAAUCCACUCGAGCAAAGCCCUCGCUCGUCGUUGAAGAGCGAAUUUCUCGUCAAACUCCAUCUCACUAUGGCUUCGGAUCCAGCCAUCAACGGUCUUACGGACCGAAUACCGUGCCGCUGAUCUGCAAUCCUCCGCGGUACGAGCUCACGAGUACUUCUCACAGAGUAGCACUGCAUUUGGAUCACGACACCAGUCUCUUCGUAGUGAUUGUUGUGACUUGUCCUCACCUCUAGUCCUGUCCAUUUGGCAACCCCCACUCUUCGAGCAGCUGUUGCAUGCGAUACUCUGUCGCCCACCCCGUUUCCCUCUGAAUGUUUUGUAGCAGGUUCAGUAUACACC
Aureobasidium pullulans EXF-150 is the source of this 1233-nucleotide messenger RNA. RefSeq lists its product as uncharacterized. The record is from RefSeq and is a predicted model, not a curated record. The coding region runs from base 140 to 841 and encodes 233 amino acids. NCBI's taxonomy places the organism in Eukaryota, Fungi, Ascomycota, Dothideomycetes, Dothideales, Saccotheciaceae. The transcript has a single exon.